UGUCUCCGCCUCCACCGCGCCUCCUCUGCGCUAGAAGCCUGCCAGCCCCAACUCCACGCAUCGCCCGCCGCGCCCAUCGCCGCGCAUCGCCCCCGUCCCCGUCGCCCACCCGCCGGCCCCGUCGCCCCCGUCGCCGCGCCCGUCCGUUAUCGCCCGCGCCGCCCGUCCACGGUCGACCACUUGCAGGCGCCCGCGCCGCCCAUGCGCUCGCAGCACCGCUGCACCACCGCGACACGACCCGCGACCGCCCCCACGGACGCGCCCCCCGCCCCGGCCGCCGCGCGCAGCCGGCGCUGACCGCUGACCGCCGCGAUGCAGAACCAGCAGAUGCAGAUGGCCAUGAACAACGGCGGCCCCGUCAACGGCACGCCCGUCAUGGCGCACCUGAGCAUGCCGGGCCCGCCGCAGCACCAGGCCAUGGACCCGCGCGAGCAGCUCAACACGUACAUCUACGACUACUUCCUGCGCAACAACCACAACCGCCUGGCCCGCGCCAUGGUCGAGUGCGACAUGAAGAUGAGCACCACCCCCGCCCAGAAGACCAGCCCGGGCAGCAAGCCCAACGGGCUCGACCCGGACGACGACACCCACGGCCUGCCCAACCCGCUGCUGCCCAAGAACCAGAUGGCCGACAACUCGUUCCUGCUGGACUGGUGGGUGCAGUUCUGGGACAUUUUCCAGGCGAGCAAGAUCCGCUCGGGGCAGCCGACCAAGGGCGCCCAGUACAUCCAGCACACCAGACACAUCACCCAGAUGCAGAACGAGCAGCGCAACCAGCGCAUGAUGAUGAGCAACCCCAUGAACGCCCAGUACCAGGCCGUCGGCUCCAUGAUGCGCGCCAACAUGCCCAACGGCGUCGCCCCCAACGACCUCAAGCGCGCCGCCCUGCAGAACAACCGCCCCAACGGCAACCCCAUGGCCAUGGGCCAGAUGGGCAAGCCCCAGAUGGCCGCCCAGAUGCAGCGCGACGGCUCGCAGAUGGACAUGAACGGCCAGCGCGCCCCGUCGCCCGCCAACGACAGCGCCCCGUCGCCCAACAAGCGCCCGCGCGUCGACGGCGGCCUCAACAUGCCCGGCGCGCCCUUCAACGACUUUGGCCAGCCCGCCAACAACGCGCAGCAGAAGAACAUGGAGGUAUACUCCCAAGGCCUGGCCCAAGUACACAGAGUAGCACUGAAUAACACUGCCUCCCCCCAGGCUAUGACCCAGGGCUCGCCCAUGAACCAGGGCAUGGACGGCGCCGACAUGAUGUUUGCCAACCAGCCGCGCCCCGGCAUGCCGCCGCAGCAGCCCGGCCAGCCGCAGCAGGGCAGCCACGCCCUGCAGGACUACCAGAUGCAGCUGAUGCUGCUCGAGCAGCAGAACAAGAAGCGCCUGCUGAUGGCCCGCCAGGAGCAGGACAACAUCUCCCAGCCCCACCCCCAGCCCGGCGGCUUCCCGCCCGUCAUGUCGCCGUCGGGCUCGCGCCAGGGCCCGUCGCCGAACCCCGCCGACAUGAAGGGCCGCACCCCCAAGCUGGGCCAGCAGGGGCUGCCCGGCUCGCCCAUGCCCGAGGGCGCCAUGCAGCAGCGCGCCUCGCCCGCCCCCAACAUGAACUUCCCGGACCCCAACCUGGCCCCGCCGGGCAUGCCGCCGCAGUUCUACCCGCAGAUGCCCAACAACCCCAUGAUGCGCCCGCCGAGCUCGCACCCGGCCGCCAACUUCAACGGCCAGCAGAUGACGCCCCAGCAGAUGGAGGCCAUGCGCGCCGGCCAGAUGAACGGCCAGAUGAACGGCCAGUGGCGCGGCCAGCCCGGGCCCGGCAUGCCCCAGCAGCCGCAGAUGAUGGGCGGGCCCAUGCAGGGCGGGCCGCAGCAGCGCGGCCAGAUGCCGCCGCCGCCCGCCCCCGCCAACGAGCAGCGCCCCGAGGCCUCGCCCGCCAUGUCCAACCAGGCCCCGCCCACCCCCAACCAGGGCAACAAGGCCGCCCCCAAGAAGAAGGGCGCCAAGGACAACAAGAAGCCCGCCCCCAAAAAGGGCCCAAACGCAGGAACCACGCCCGCCGCCUCGGCCGGCGAAGAGGCCCCGACCCCGACCCCCAACACCCCGAUCACGCCCAUGCACGCCAAGUCGUUCAACCCCAACGGCCAGCCCCAGCCGCAGCCGCCGCAGCCGCCGCCCGCCGCGCCCAUGGCCAACGACGCGCCCUUUGGCGACCUCACCGAGAACAGCUUCGACAUUGGGCUCAACUUUGGCGACGGCGACACGGCCCUCGAGAACUUUGACUUUGACUCGUUUCUGCACACGGGCGAGGACUCGAGCGGGUUUGGCAGUCUUGUCGGCUUUGACGACUUUACGAAUGGCGUUGAGGCGGGUGACGGCAUAUAGCCGUCGUAGCGUCGUUGCGUCGUAGGCGUUGCUGGCGUUGCUGGCGUUGCUGGUGUUGAGCCUGCGUCGCGCCGCAUCGAGCCCGUCUGGUCCGCGAGUCGGAGGACUUGUCCCGCCCCAAACAAAAUCUUCUAUAUACCCAUACCCAUCUCUCUUUCCCGGCCCCCGGGCGCUGUCGCUGUCCCGCAUCUCACGGCCUCUCCGCUCCGCUGCCCGCCCGCUCUCCUCGCACCGCACUGCACCGCACCGCAUCAUACUGCGCUGUCCGUGCUUUCUGUCGUGCUUGACCGCUUGCUUGUCUGUAGUUUGCUUUGCUUGUUUGUAGGCCUCGCGCGGCGUCGCGGGGCUGGCGUUUUCUCGGCCUUGGAUUGGAGGGUUGUUGUUGCUUUCGUUGUUGGAUGUUGUUGUUGUUGGAUGCUAUUGUUGGAUGCUACUUAUUGGUUUGGUUAUUGGCUGUCGGACGGUGUUCGA
Molecule: messenger RNA, 2838 nt
Organism: Boeremia exigua
Lineage: Eukaryota; Fungi; Ascomycota; Dothideomycetes; Pleosporales; Didymellaceae
Exons: 5
Coding region: 313-2367 (684 amino acids)
Source: RefSeq, a predicted model, not a curated record